Molecule: messenger RNA, 2606 nt
Organism: Orycteropus afer afer
Lineage: Eukaryota; Metazoa; Chordata; Mammalia; Tubulidentata; Orycteropodidae
Gene: PYGB
Product: glycogen phosphorylase B
Biological process (GO): glycogen catabolic process
Cellular component (GO): cytoplasm
Molecular function (GO): pyridoxal phosphate binding; glycogen phosphorylase activity
Source: RefSeq, a predicted model, not a curated record
CUGCAGCAUCUUAAGCAGUGCCUCGCUGCUAUAUUCCUUCUUUGUCUGCACCUGGUUCUCCACAGCCAGCGCGAUGGCGAAGCCGGUGAUGGACAGCGAGAGGCGGAAGCAGAUCAGUGUGCGUGGUCUGGCCGGGCUGGGAGACGUGGCUGAAGUGCGGAAGAGCUUCAACCGGCAUCUGCACUUCACGCUGGUUAAGGACCGCAACGUGGCCACUCCCCGCGACUACUUCUUCGCGUUGGCUCACACAGUACGUGACCACUUGGUGGGCCGCUGGAUCCGCACGCAGCAGCACUACUACGAGCGUGACCCCAAGCGCAUUUACUAUCUUUCCCUGGAAUUCUACAUGGGCCGGACACUGCAGAACACAAUGGUGAACUUGGGCCUUCAGAAUGCUUGUGAUGAAGCUAUUUAUCAGCUGGGGCUGGACUUAGAGGAACUAGAAGAAAUAGAAGAGGAUGCAGGCCUUGGUAAUGGAGGCCUGGGAAGGCUGGCAGCCUGUUUCCUUGAUUCCAUGGCUACCCUGGGACUGGCAGCAUAUGGCUAUGGAAUCCGCUAUGAGUUUGGGAUUUUUAACCAGAAGAUUGUCAAUGGCUGGCAGGUUGAAGAAGCUGAUGACUGGCUGCGCUAUGGCAACCCUUGGGAAAAAGCACGCCCUGAAUACAUGCUUCCUGUGCACUUUUAUGGGAGAGUAGAGCACAUGUCAGAUGGAGUCAAGUGGCUGGACACACAGGUGGUGCUGGCCAUGCCCUACGAUACACCGGUGCCAGGCUACAGGAACAACACUGUGAAUACUAUGCGGCUGUGGUCUGCCAAGGCGCCGAACGACUUCAAGCUCCAUGACUUUAAUGUGGGGGACUAUAUCGAGGCUGUCCUGGAUCGGAACUUGGCUGAGAACAUUUCCAGAGUUCUCUACCCAAACGACAAUUUCUUCGAGGGCAAGGAGCUGCGCCUGAAGCAAGAGUACUUUGUGGUGGCUGCCACUCUGCAGGACAUCAUCCGCCGCUUCAAGUCUUCCAAGUUUGGCUGCCGGGACCCCGUGAGGACCAACUUCGAGACAUUUCCAGACAAGGUGGCCAUCCAGCUGAAUGACACCCACCCAGCCCUCUCUAUCCCAGAACUCAUGCGAAUCCUGGUGGAUGUGGAGAAGGUGGACUGGGACAAAGCCUGGGAAAUUACCAAGAAGACCUGUGCAUAUACCAACCACACAGUGCUGCCUGAGGCCUUGGAGCGGUGGCCUGUGUCCAUGUUUGAGAAGCUGUUGCCACGGCACUUGGAUAUCAUCUAUGCCAUCAACCAGAGGCACCUGGACCACGUUGCAGCCCUGUUCCCAGGUGAUGUGGAUCGUCUGCGGAGGAUGUCUGUGAUCGAGGAGGGGGACUGCAAGAGGAUCAACAUGGCACACCUGUGUGUUAUUGGGUCCCAUACUGUCAACGGUGUGGCCAAGAUCCACUCGCAGAUUGUGAAGCAGUCUGUAUUUAAAGACUUUUAUGAGCUGGAGCCAGAGAAGUUCCAGAACAAAACCAAUGGAAUCACACCCCGCCGGUGGCUCCUGCUGUGCAACCCUGGGCUAGCUGACAUCAUUGUGGAGAAAAUUGGGGAAGGAUUCCUUACUGACCUGAGUCAACUGAAGCAGCUGCUGCCCUUGGUCAAUGAUGAAGCUUUCAUCAGGGAUAUGGCCAAGGUCAAACAGGAAAACAAGCUGAAGUUUUCUGCCUUCCUGGAGAAGGAAUACAAGGUGAAAAUCAAUCCUUCCUCUAUGUUUGAUGUGCAUGUGAAGAGAAUCCACGAGUAUAAGCGCCAGCUGCUGAACUGCCUGUACAUUAUCACUCUGUAUAACCGAAUAAGGAAAGACCCAACAAAGUCCUUUGUGCCCAGAACUGUCAUGAUUGGGGGAAAGGCGGCACCUGGUUACCACAUAGCCAAAUUGAUCAUCAAGCUGGUCACAUCCAUCGGCAAUGUUGUCAACCAUGACCCCAUUAUAGGUGACAGACUCAGAGUAAUCUUCCUAGAGAACUAUCGUGUGUCCUUGGCUGAGAAAGUGAUUCCUUCUGCAGACCUGUCGCAGCAGAUCUCCACUGCAGGGACUGAGGCCUCAGGCACGGGCAAUAUGAAGUUUAUGCUCAACGGGGCUCUGACCAUCGGGACCAUGGACGGUGCCAAUGUGGAGAUGGCUGAGGAGGCAGGAGAAGAGAACCUCUUCAUCUUUGGCAUGCGAGUAGAGGAAGUGGAGGCACUGGACCAGAAAGGGUACAAUGCCAGAGAGUAUUAUGACUGCCUCCCAGAGCUGAGGCAGGCAGUAGACCAGAUUGGCAGUGGGUUCUUCUCUCCCAGGGAGCCCGAAUGCUUCAGGGACAUUGUCAACAUGCUGAUGCACCAUGACAGGUUCAAGGUGUUUGCAGACUAUGAGGCCUACAUCGAGUGUCAGGCAAAGGUGGACCAGUUGUACCAGAACCCUAAGGAGUGGACUAAGAAGGUCAUCUGGAACAUUGCCUGCUCAGGCAAAUUCUCUAGUGACCGGACCAUCACAGAGUAUGCCCAGGACAUCUGGGGUACAGAGCCCUCGGACCUGAAGAUCCCCCCACCCAACAUCCCCCGGGACUAGG